AUGAUUUUAAUAAAAGUUGAAAAUCUUAUAAUAAAUUUUUCAAAAAAAAAAAGGUUUUUUUUUAGCACAUUUAGAGGUAGUAAGAAAAAAGAAAAAUACGAUGAUUUAGAAAGUAAACAUUUAUAUUGGUGUAUUAAUAAUAUGAAAAAGGAUUAUUUAAAUGAAUCCAAUGAAAAUUUUUUUCAAAUGAUUGAAAAUGACAAUAUAGAGGAGAAUCUUUCAGAUAUAGUUGGUUUAAAUAAUUCAAUUCCUGCUAAUAGUAAAAUAAAUGAAAAAAUGAAAAAAACUUUGAUGAAAAAAGGGAACUAUGUAGAAAAUGAUAAAUUAGAAGAAAUAAAGAAAAUUUUUAAUCCUUCUAUAAAAACAUUGAUAAAUAAGGAAAAAAGUGUUCCAAAUGAUUUUGAUAAUUAUUUAAUAAAUGGAGAUACAAAGAAAACUCUUUGUAAUGGAAGUAAUACAAAUAAUAGUUCAUUGGAAAAAGAAGGUACAUGUAAUGAUUACUUUAAUAAUUUCAAUAAAGAAAGUAAUAAGUCAUUAAAAAAUAGUUUUAUGAAUAGAAAAGUAGAAAAAAUGAUAAAUGCUAAAAAAGUAGAUGAAAAUGAAGAAUUUCUAAAAAAAAUGAAAAAUAGUAACUCUACGUCAAAAAAUUAUAGUUUUUUUUACAAUGAUAAAAUUGAUAUAAAAAAGGGCAAUGCAUACCCAUAUGAUGAUAAUAUAAAAAAUAUAAAUAAAAACAUUUUAAAUAAUAUAAAUGAUAUAGAUGAAUAUAAUUUUAAAAAUGUUAAUAAUAGUGAGAAAAAAAAUAUUUUUGAUUAUGAAAGCCUAAAAGAAAAAAGUAUGUAUCAAGAUUUGACACAUGAUGAAUAUAGUUAUAUGAAUAAUUUAUACAUUAAAAAAUGCGAUUUAGAUAGAAAAAUUAGAUGGUUUAAAAUGAAUAAUAUCCUUAAUCCAGAGAAAGAAGCUAAGAGCAUUAUAAACUCAUUAAAAUUAAGUAAAGAUGAAGAAAAUAAAAGAAAAGAAGAAAAUCAAUUUCUUGUAAAAGAAGAUAUUAAACCUUAUUAUGAAAAUGAGGGAAAUUUUUCUUAUAAAAUUGAAAAAAUAUGUGAACAAAAUCAAUAUGAUGAAAUUGUUUCAAGAAUAAGAAUGAAAAUAAGAAAAGAAAAAUUAGAGAAUUCUAAAAUAAUAAAGGAGAAAAUACCUAAUGUAGCUCGUCAUAUAUUAGAUCCAAUAAAAUAUCACGUAAAUAGAAGAAAAAUAAGAUUAGAAAAACUUUUGCAAACUCAUUUAGAGCAGUUAUUAAAUUGUAACAAUUCAUACUUUAAAUUUUAUUUAUUAAAUGGGUUAUCUAUUUCUAUUCAUCACCUUGAAAUGAAAUCAACUAGGUCUGUUUGUAAAAUUGUUUAUUCAUUAUUAAAUAAAAAUGUCAACCAUGAAAUGAUACAAGAAAAAUUACAUAAAGUAGCAUUUGUUUUAAGAAAAUUAUUAGCUAAAAAACUUCAGUUAGGAUAUACACCCCCUUUGAAAUUUAUUCCCUUAAAUGAUCAGCAACAAAAAAAUAUUAAACAUUUACAAUAUUAUAAAUUAUAUUCAAAAUAUAAUUUUCCAUCAGAUAUAACUGAUAAUAAAAUAAAAAAUACAAAAUUAAUUGACUUCUAUAAUAAAGACUUAGCUGGGUUUUAA
Plasmodium relictum is the source of this 1680-nucleotide messenger RNA. Its product is annotated as conserved Plasmodium protein, unknown function. Gene Ontology annotation, biological process: rRNA processing. The record is from RefSeq and is a predicted model, not a curated record. The coding region runs from base 1 to 1680 and encodes 559 amino acids. Lineage: Eukaryota; Apicomplexa; Aconoidasida; Haemosporida; Plasmodiidae. The transcript has a single exon.